AUGAAGACCUCACUAGCAUCAAUCCUACUCCUGGCCGUGCAAAUGGCCUGGGCCACGCGCAUCCUAACUCCCGACGCGAUCGAGGCCGACAUCCAAGAGAGAGAACUUCAAAAUGUUAUCUGGCACCUAAACCACAUCGCCGAAAAGAAUGGCGGCAACCGCGCCUUCGGCGAGCCCGGCUAUGCCGCCUCAAUGGACUUCAUCCUUGAGCGGGCACGCAUCCGUUUCGCGGACAAGUUUGACACCUUCGUCCAGCCAUUCAACCACACUUACGACAAGACGAAUGCGAUCAAGGUCACUGGCCCUGAUGGGGAAGAUGUGUACGUCGUUAGUCCGCAGUAUAACCCUGCUACGCCGCUACCGGGGGGGAUUACCGCGGGGUUGGUGGAUACACCGGUCGAUGAUGCCAGGGGCAGCAUGUGCUUAGAGGAUCAUUGGGCGGGUGUGGAGGUGAAGGGGAAGUUGGCGCUGGUGAAGAGGGGCGUUUGCGCGGUGGCGGAUAAGUUAAGGUGGGCUAAGAAGAAAGGGGCGUUGGGUGUUAUUCUGUAUAACCAGGACCCCGGCACUGGCUACUCUGUCCCGACUCUGAGCGCUGACAGUAUUGGCGAGACUGUGCCAGUCGGCAUUAUCCCCCUCGACGUUGCACAGUCCUGGCAAGCCCGUCUGGCCGCCGGCGAGGAAGUCGUGGUCAACUUGCUGGUCGACUCGAUCAUCGAGGAGCGCGAGUCGUGGAACAUUAUCGUCGAGACCAAGAAGGGCGAUCCGAACAAGGUUGUUAUGCUUGGUGCUCACCUAGAUGGCGUCCAAGCCGGCCCCGGCAUCAACGACAACGGUAGCGGAAGCGCUGGCCUGCUCGAGAUCCUGACGGCAGUUGCCCACUACGACGUCUUCAAGCACAAGAUCCGUUUUGCCUGGUGGGGUGCCGAAGAGAAUGGCCUCGUAGGCUCACUCUACUACACGUCCAAGCUGAGCGAGGAAGAGGUCAACCGCAUCAAGUACUAUUUCAACUACGACAUGAUCGGCUCACCGGACCCGGUGUACGGCAUUGGUGUGGAUGAGAACAGCGGCAUUGGCGGCGAUUUGCUGGUGGAUUACCUUGUGUCGAAGGGCAAGAGCGCGUAUAAAGGCGGCAUGGGUGGCGGCUCUGACCACGUCGGCUUCGUAAAUCUGGGCAUCCCGACCAUCUUCGGGCACACCGGUCUCGACACGUGCUACCACCAGCACUGCGACAACAUCAACAACAUUGACUUUGAGGCGUUGACGCUGAUGACGAAGGCCGCGGCGCGAGCCAUGGCUCAAUUUGCCAACAGCCUAGAGGGCGUGCCUGAGAGGAAGCUAUUCACACGGAACCCGAACUCGCGCAGCCAGAUAGUGAAGAACUUCAGGAGGUGGGCAGAUGUUGAAAAGGAAGUGAGUAAGGAGAAGCUGUGUGGCCAUACGCACGAGAAGAUCACCGUGUAA
This is a messenger RNA of Thermochaetoides thermophila DSM 1495, 1461 nucleotides long. RefSeq lists its product as uncharacterized. Lineage: Eukaryota; Fungi; Ascomycota; Sordariomycetes; Sordariales; Chaetomiaceae. The record is from RefSeq and is a predicted model, not a curated record. Gene Ontology annotation, biological process: proteolysis. Gene Ontology annotation, molecular function: metalloexopeptidase activity. The coding region runs from base 1 to 1461 and encodes 486 amino acids. The transcript has 5 exons.